Messenger RNA from Clupea harengus (Atlantic herring), 3478 nucleotides. RefSeq names its product phosphoinositide-3-kinase regulatory subunit 6 (gene pik3r6). The record is from RefSeq and is a predicted model, not a curated record. NCBI's taxonomy places the organism in Eukaryota, Metazoa, Chordata, Actinopteri, Clupeiformes, Clupeidae. Gene Ontology annotation, cellular component: phosphatidylinositol 3-kinase complex, class IB. Gene Ontology annotation, molecular function: 1-phosphatidylinositol-3-kinase regulator activity. Gene Ontology annotation, biological process: positive regulation of MAP kinase activity; G protein-coupled receptor signaling pathway.
UAGUUCUAUUUUAACUUUAUUCUUUUUUUAAUCAUUUGAGAUUUGCUCAUUUGGUGUAUUUCGGAUGAUUUGCAAUCUUUACAGUUUCAUCAUACGAUUUUAUAUACAUGAUUCACAGCACUUUGAGAACAACAGUUUAUUUUGUUACACGAUUUUUCUUACAGCAAAAAACUCCUUCUUUCUGGUUGUUAACGUCAACAAAGUUAUCUGUACUUGUAGGUCAUUUGAGGAUUAUGUUGAUGACACCACGAAGCCUACAACGAAUGUCUGUGCUGGUGCGUAUUUAUUUAUAGAGCCCACAAGUCUCACAGCUUUUUUGAGAACCUUAUAAUGUUACUGCCCCUCAAAUAAAUUCGAGAUAUAUUCGAAAGAUCACUUGCCUGCUAUAAUUGGUAAAAGGCUAUAUCACUCUUGUUCUAUUCACUUCACCCAACUCUCAUCAUUAACAUGGAUUGAUUGAAUUAUCUCUAAAUAUGGCAACUUUUGAUUGAACUCAACUAGUGGUCGGAGAACUUCUAGUGGUCGGAGAACGCAACACACAGAAGCGCUAUAGCAGCGUGCUUGUAGGCGUUGCCAAUCAGUUAACGGCGCAGGAGUCAACAUCGAGCUGACUUUGACAAGUAGGAACUGACACUGACCGUGUUGAAGUUUAUGUUGUUCACCAACAGGAGCACACACAUCUGAGAGAGCGCCAUCAUCCUCUCAUACACAUCUGUGAGAGCACCAUCAUCCUCUCAUACACAACUGUGAGAGCACCAUCAUCCUCUCACACACAUCUGUGAGAGCACCAUCCCAGUGAUUCUGCAGGAGCACACACAUCUGUGAGAGCACCAUCCCAGUGAUUCUGCAGGAGCACACACAUCUGUGAGAGCACCAUCCCAGUGAUUCUGCAGGAGCAUACACAUCAGUGAUCUCUGGUCCUGUCUGCAGGAAGCACACACAGCCGCUAGAGCACCAUGCCAAUGACGGAGCAGCGAUAGCAUGGCCCUCUGGGAUGGUACUACAAACCAGUGCAGUAUGGAGCCCGCAGAUGCUGGUGUCUCCACUGCUACCCUAGAGUCAGACAUCUAUCGCAGUUUGCAGGCCGUGCUCAGAGAGCUGGACAGCAUACACUCCACUGUUGUGGUCAACAAAGGGAUGUUGCGAUGGACUCUUCACAAAAAGGUUCAGAAGCAUCCACAGUACAGCCUGCUCUUAGUCAAAGUGGCCAUCAAGGAACUAGAGAAAGCAGAAAGGCUGGACUGCAAACUGCACAUCAUCCCCCUGCUUCACACCCUGAUCUAUGCCAUCAUACAGACGACGUACAUUCCUGAUGACCUCUACAAGAGAGUGUAUGACUUCUGCAAGAGGCUGCUGACACUACCUCAGCCGUACUGCUCCGUGGGCCUCACCUACUCCAGACAGAUGAAAAUGGAGCGGGGCACCCCAGGUGUUCUAUACCAAAGGAUGCUUGUUUCGGAACACAGCCUAAAGAAUGACAGCUAUCCUCUUCAGAAGAAGGUGUUUGUGUUCGCCGACCCGGCCGUGCUCUCUGGCUCCAUGGGGAAGUUCCUGAGGGUUGACAUCGAGUCGGGCCGAGGGUUCCAGAACCCGCUGGGCCUCAUGCGCUCGGCGGUGCAGCACACCCUCCAGGCGGUGCUGGGGGAGGAGCGGUGCCGGGGCGCGGUGCUGACCCAGGCCCUGCAGGGUCAGUCGUUACAGGAUGUCGAGCCGUACUUCCAGGAAGUGUUGGCGUCAGUGGAACAGAGUGCUGAGGCAGGCCGGGGGGGCGGGGGGUCCCACCUGACUGACAGGCUGCAGCAGCUCUACACCGAGAUCGUCAGCGCUGCUGAGCAAGAUCCAGUGUCCCCCGGGUCUCUGUGUGACGUUCCGCUUCCCAAUCCGGAGAUGAGCUUCCACGUUUGGACUGAGGAGGAAGACCUCUGGAGAGAGCUGACCAAGUUUGUCCGCUCCAAUUCCUUCUGUGAGCCCUUCUCAUUCCCGGACGACUUCAUGACCGACCUAUCGAGCGACCUGGACCCCGAGAUGCCCCGGCACUCCGUCAUAUCGACCGACAGUGGCAUCGAGCGCGACCUGCCGGAGGCGGAGAACGCGGCGCCGACGUGCGGGCGCCUGACGCGCCGCGGGGGCAUGAAGGUGAAGCCCUCGGUGACGGACAGCGUGGCGCUCAUGCAGGACGUGCUGGGCGAGACGGACACGUACGUCUGGGGCUCGGCGGGCGGCGGGUCGGGCACCCUGCAGAGACGGGCGGGCACCAGCGCCAGCGCCACGGCCUUCCCCAAACAGCAGCGCACCUUCACGGCUUGCAUCGUCCUGAUGGGGGAUGACAGGGUGCUGGGCAGGAUGGCCAGGGCUUACUACUGGUUCAGGAAAAGGGAAGCAAGGCGACAGUUCCUCACCACCAAAGUCGACCUGCAGAUGUACUACAUUCCUGUUUCUGAUCAGCCCAGCUCUCCAGCCAAAGAAAAUACCUCAUCCUUGAAGAGCAACUCCUGCUCGGUGGCUUCCUACUUGGGUAUGGCGGAUCCGUGGUAUGAGUGCAACAUAAACAGUCUGGGCCACAUGAUUCCCAAGCUUGCCGAAACGCAUUGCAGCCCUGGCAUGACCUGCGAGCCCAACCCCUUCCUGUCUGAUGUCAUCUCUUACUACGUGCGCACCGGACUCCAACCGGUCUACUUCACCAUCUAUUACAUCAAGAUCUCAUUUUCGAACCUCACGAAAGAGCCAGUAGAGGAAGUGUUCCUCUCUCAUCUGGAAGUAGACUUCCCUGAUUUUAGAAACCUCCAAGCCUCUUUGAAAGACAUGUCAAUGAGACAGAAGAGGAACUCUCCGGAAGCGUAUGGUGCCGCCAUAUCGGUGAACUACAGAAAGGUGUCGCUAAGCAACAGGGAGGCUGACAAAGCACUGUCACUGAGGGUGUCUGGGGUUCAGAUCUGUGCCAUUCCCCCCAACGAAACCGAAGAUCUCAACUGUCUUACUGUUAACUUUACUGAUUCAAAACCCAAAAGCAGCUUGGAACCAAAGAUUAGGACCUGCGACAUUAAAAUCAGGUCUCUAGAAAGAGCGACGUUUACUGUUUGCCUUGACAAUGACUCGCGCAGGACUUUCAAAGAUGUUCAAAGUAUUGAGAUUAGUCCUUGUCUCGAUCCUGGAUACUGCAUUCAGAAGACAGUGAGGUCUAAGUUUAACGUCGAGGAGGACAGUGAAGCUGGACUUAGCAAAUAUAUAAACAAGCGUUUGUCACUGCCCAUCAACACAUUUGCUGGCAUCAUUCAUUGACAAAAAGACUUGGACACCAGGCGUGAUAAAGUAGACACCUCUACUGGUUGCUUUAUUGAUGUGAAGGCCUCAGAACUCCUGUAGACAUAUCCUGACAUUGACAAGUUCCGGCCCAGUCACUUCCUGUCUCUGAUGGACGACCGUUUAUGAGAUAUGAGACUUUUCACAGGCAACAGACUUUGAAGAACACCAAUACUGA